Clonostachys rhizophaga is the source of this 2148-nucleotide messenger RNA. Lineage: Eukaryota; Fungi; Ascomycota; Sordariomycetes; Hypocreales; Bionectriaceae. The record is from the annotation of a GenBank genome assembly.
AUGAGAGCCGAAGAGUUUACGGACCUGGUAAAGUACUGCUAUAUAGUCCGUUCCGAGAGCGAACGUCCCAUCUUCGAAGAUGGACCUGAAACCAGCAACUACCAAAUCGAAGACCGCGACUUCCGGAGAUUCGUGGAUGGCCUCAAGAAACCGCCUGGCCAGGACGAUGCACCCAAUGACGUUUUGAUGAAGCAAGUAUGCUAUGCCCAGUGGGCAGACCGCGCGCAGAAGCUCUGUCUUGUACGUCGUACACUUUCCACCACUUACUGUUGGACUAGCGACCGCCGUGAUGAUCGUUCAGAAAACGCGAAUGAUACGUUAUAUUUGAAUGAACUCAGCAAACCGUCUGUCUUUGACAUGGAGUUUUCCAGGAAUGGUCGGCUAUUUACUGGAUACUUCCAGGAAUACCGUCCUAAUCGUUCCUCAUGGAAUGAGGAGGGUGACUCGUGUGUUGGAGCCGUUACAAGGAAGGGGAAGCUCUUGCUACGAGAGAGCACGCCUAUAUGCAUCCCAGAAAUCGCAUUGUUUACCGUCACUCUCCAUAGAGGGGUUUUGCGUAUAGUCAAACAUUACAGCCCCUAUAUCUACACUGACCGUCAGUGGUCUCAGAUCAUCUAUGCCGAGAUCGACAUGGCAUCAAAUAAGCAGAAAUUUGAGAGGGGUAUCCGUACUGUGCACAAACUGCGGAUGGCGGCGGUGGAGUUCUGGGAGUCGGUGGCUACCAGUGUCGGUGAUCCAUCUACCUGUGAUGUUGCACCCGACGAUUGGAUACCGCUUCAAGAGAGGCUAUUCAACUUUCCCGCGGCCAAUUAUAUUUUUGAGAGCCUUAGCCCCCGCAUCAAAAGAGGUAUCGAUGUGAGUGUUAAGUCGAGGAUCGGGGACGAAGAGUUCCGGACAUUCAAGGACUCUCCCUGGACGACCGGCUCAGACAGCGUCAGGAUAUUUGCCAAGUACGCGUCUGAUCACCAGUCACCUCCCCCGUUCGCGACCAGUAUACCACUCACGCAACUGGGGCUAGAUCCAGCAGACCCAGAAUACGAGCCGUAUGAUGGAUACGUGCCCUCUAACUGUUACAUCUCGGUCGAAGAGGGUGAUCCUAGGGAUUACGGGUUACGGGAAAAGGUCAUCAACCCUGCAAGGAGCUUCGCAAUCUUCACGAAAACGGUGAUCCGAUUAGUGAAGAAGGAACUCCCCUUCUGGGACAGUCUAGUCGCGUUCGGUGUGUUCGUUACGAAGCGAGCCAUGGAAAUUUACUUGUUUUACCUUUCGGAUUCUAGGCGCGAUGCCUUGAUAACACGCGCCGUUAAACACUUCCCCCUGUGUCAGGAUAAGGAGGGGUUCGAGCAGGCUCUUCGUGCCUUGGACCUGGUGCGCAAGACGGCGGCGGAGAUCCGGCGACGGCUAUGCGCGGACGUCGCAGCUCGCCGUACCGGGGAGAUACAUGUGCCUGCAGAGCCCGACCUCAUGGAGGUAUCGAGGAGCGAAGACGAGGAAAUAUCCAAGGUUAACGACACAAUGGCGCGGGUCGACCUCCGUGCCGAGGCUCCGUCGGUCGGUUCGGCACCCGCGGAAGUCGAGACGAACGCUGCCAGCCAACGUGGCCAGAAGAGAGGCCGGGAAGAGGACGAGGAUGAGGCUCCCCAGACCAUGAAGCACAGGAGAAUCAUGAAGAUGAUGCCGCAAGCUUGCCUGGGUGCUGAUGCCGGAUCUGUUGGCCUUGCGGCUGCGGACACCAAGGCAAACUUUGCGAGCCAAGAUGAUCGGAGACGAAGGCAGGAUGGGGAUGAGGGCGAGACUGCCGGGACCAAGCUAGAACUCCAAACAGGUGGUGGCGGCAUGUUUGGUGGCCCUGCGCCCGUGGACAAGAAGGCGGAUCCUGCGAGCCAAGAUGCUCAGAACCGAAAGCAGGAUGAGAAUAAGGGUGAGACUCCCCAGACCGUAACUACUGGGACCACGGGAGAAUCCCAACCCAGUGGUGGCCCCGCGCCCAUGGACAAGAAGGCGAAUCCUUCCAGUCAGACUAGUCGGAAGCGAAGGCGGGAUGAGGACGAGGACGAUGUUACGCACUUAACGGAGAAGUACAGGAGACUUGGACUGGAUUCCUCAUCAAGGAGGAAAGUGAAAGUGGAAGGGGAUCACGAUGCUUAG